Messenger RNA from Anopheles coustani, 663 nucleotides. It is a transcript of the gene Tbca, whose product is annotated as tubulin-specific chaperone A. The record is from RefSeq and is a predicted model, not a curated record. Gene Ontology annotation, cellular component: microtubule cytoskeleton; cytosol. NCBI's taxonomy places the organism in Eukaryota, Metazoa, Arthropoda, Insecta, Diptera, Culicidae. The transcript has 2 exons. Gene Ontology annotation, biological process: tubulin complex assembly; post-chaperonin tubulin folding pathway. Gene Ontology annotation, molecular function: beta-tubulin binding. Bases 160 to 504 code for a protein of 114 amino acids.
UGAGUAAUACAGACCUAGCAAGUGCCGGCAUUGUGCGUGCCUCUAUCUCUGUGCUCUAGACUGUUUCCGGAACGAUACAAAGUACCGUACGGUUUUGGAUAUCGCUUUCCAGAUUCUUCCAGUCUUUCCCUAAAUUCUCCGUGUCGGAAGCGUCCUGCAAUGUCGGACCCUCGCCUGCGCCAGUUGACCAUCAAAACAGGUGUAGUGAAGCGGCUGUCGAAGGAAAAGGUGGUGUACGAGAAGGAAGUCAUCACGGAGCAAAACCGUAUCGAAAAGCUGAAAGCGGCCGGCUCGGACGACCAUGUCCUCCGGAAGCAGGAAGAAGUGCUGCAGGAAUCGAUGAUGAUGAUACCCGACUGCCAGCGACGGUUGGCCAAAGCACAUGAGGAGCUGGCGGAAAUGCUGAAGAACGAGGAAGAGCUCAAGGAAACGGAACAGUAUCAAAAUGCGCUGGCAGUGCUGGAGGAUGCGAAAGUGAAUUUGCCCCAAAAGAUAACCGCUUAGAAUCGUGGGGAUUUUUCUUUCUUAUUCGAACAAACUAUAAUUUUAAGUUACACAAGAUACGUUAUGAUAACUGAGCUACUGUAUUAACUGGAUUGAGCUUCAAGAGCGUGCCGUAGAUUCUUUUUCCUAGAAGGAACAUGUUUCCCCAACAUUCAGGCU